Messenger RNA from Musca vetustissima, 1765 nucleotides. RefSeq names its product BOS complex subunit NCLN. Bases 18 to 1760 code for a protein of 580 amino acids. Gene Ontology annotation, biological process: regulation of signal transduction. The record is from RefSeq and is a predicted model, not a curated record. Gene Ontology annotation, cellular component: endoplasmic reticulum membrane. NCBI's taxonomy places the organism in Eukaryota, Metazoa, Arthropoda, Insecta, Diptera, Muscidae. The transcript is spliced from 6 exons.
GAAAAAAAGAAAUAAAGAUGGCCCUCUUUGAAGAUGCAGACAAUUUUGCGGAUAUAUUCCGUGGUGGUUUGCCAUACUAUUUACUCUUGGCAUUGCCCAUCAUGAUUAUCUGUUCAGCUAAUCCCGUAUUGGCCUCCAGUGAAUUUACUGUUCAGCGAAUGUCCCAAUUCGAUGUCAAUGGUGUUUCUUAUGGAUGCCGUGCCUCUGCCUUGUCAUUGGAAGCCAAAUCUCUGUAUACUUGGAGUACAUCCAGACAUUGUGUUGUUGCCAAAUUUCAAGAUGUUACCAUUGAUCAAUUCAAAGAGAUUAGACAAAAAGCCGGUGGCUUGGUUUUACUUUUGCCCCAAAAUGUCUCCACCAUGUCUAGUGAGGAUAAGGAGCAUCUAAAUCUAUUGGAACAAGCCAUGAUGACUCAAUCAAUUUCUGUACCCGUAUAUUUUUCACAAUAUAACCCAGAAUUGGAGAAAAUUGUCAAUGACAUUAGCCGCAACACAGCAACGAACAACAAUAAGAAAAAUUCCCGAGACAAUUCUGCCCUCAAUGAAGUAUUCAAUUCCAUUUCGGCAAAUGGCUAUCAAAUCAUUGUGACCGGUGCCAGUCAUACGGCCAAUAAGAAUAGUAAAAUUCCAAUUGUCCAAGGAGAAUUGGCACCAGUUGCCAAAUUCAAUAAAGCCAACAAUAAUGAAGAUCUCAAUAGUAAACUGCCAUUGAUUAUUGUGGCUGGACAUUUGAAUACCUUUGGCAUUUACAAUGAAUAUCCCACAAAUGUUGAUGCCGCCAUUUUAAUGUCAUUGGCAGAUCUGUUUAGUAAACUACACAAUACAGCCAAUGCUGCACCAAAAUAUCGUCUAUUGUUCUUGUUGUCGGAAUCUGGGCCAUUGUUGAAUUUCCAAGGUGCCAAAAAAUGGUUGGAUGAAAAUGUUCAAUUGCAGAAUGUGGACUUUGUUUUGUGUUUGGACAGCAUUACACAAACCCUGAAUGGAGAAAAUGCCGAUCAACAGCUGUAUAUGCAUGUUUCCAAACCACCAAAAGAAAACACACCCAUGAAUGUAUUCUUCAAACAUCUAAAGAAGGCCGGUCAAAAAUAUCAAAAUGUCUCUGUUGAGGGUGUGCACAAGAAAAUCAAUCUAGCCGAUCAACAAUUAGCCUGGCAACAUGAACGUUUCAGCAUCAAACGUCUAUCAGCAUUUACUUUAUCCGCCUUGAAGACCCCAAAACAUCCCACACGUACCACCAUUUUCAGUGACAGUGAAGAGGAAGUUUUGGAAAGAGCUCAACUUAAUACGAAAAUUAUUGCCGAAGCAUUGGCCCGUUAUGUUUAUGGCGAAAACAACAAUAAUGCUGCUGCAGUGGAUAGUGAGGAAUUGGAAGUCUUUGCCGGUGCCAUGCAAAUUACACCAAAACUUAUCAAAUCGUACUUAAAUCUUAAAUCCGCUUUACACAACAACGACCUCAAAAAUGCAUUUGAAAAAUAUCUGAAAAAUGUCAAAGUAAUCUACGACAAACCAGAUGCUCGUGAACCUGACUUUAUGUUCUACGAGGGAGCCUAUGCCAAUCUAAAUGUUUAUCGUGUCAAACCAGCUGUCUUCGAUUUAUUCUUAACCAUAUUGAUUUGUGCUUAUUUGUUUUCGGUAUACUUUGUCAUUCAGUACUUCCCCACAAUGUAUCAGGCAUUUUGUAAAUUGUCUGUCAAAUCGCCGGAAUCAUCACCCACACAUUAUAAUAAUGUCGAACGCAAUAACAAAGUUAAAUCCAACUAAAGAAG